UUAAAAACACGGGAUAGGUAAAAAGUCGUGAAAAAUGGUAAUUGCCAUCGGUUUUGAAGGCAGUGCAAAUAAAUUAGGCAUUGGAAUCAUUAAAGAUGGAAAAGUAUUAUCCAAUUGCCGUAGAACAUACAUUACACCCCCGGGUGAAGGUUUUCUACCUAAAGAAACUGCACAACACCAUAGAAAUAAUGUUAUGGCAGUAUUAAAGGAAGCAAUUGAUAAAUCGGGAAUAAGUUUUAAAGAUAUUGAUGUGGUUUGUUACACUAAAGGCCCUGGAAUGGGAGCACCUUUAGCUACAGUUGCGGUUGUAGCCAGGACGGUGGCUCAACUGUGGAAUAAACCAUUAUUAGGAGUCAAUCAUUGCAUUGGACACAUUGAAAUGGGAAGAUUAAUUACAGGUGCCCAUAAUCCCACUGUUUUAUAUGUGAGCGGUGGAAACACUCAAAUUAUUGCAUAUGCUAGAAAGAGAUAUAGAAUUUUUGGAGAGACUAUAGACAUUGCUGUGGGUAAUUGUUUGGAUAGAUUUGCAAGAGUAUUGAAACUAUCAAAUGAUCCAAGUCCCGGCUAUAAUAUAGAACAAUCUGCAAAGAAGGGUAAAAAAUAUGUACCUCUGCCAUAUUGUGUUAAAGGGAUGGAUGUUAGUUUCUCUGGUAUUUUAAGCUACAUGGAGGAGCAUACAGAAAACCUCUUAAAAGGGGGUUACACACCAGAGGAUUUAUGUUUUUCUUUGCAAGAAACAAUAUUUGCUAUGUUGGUAGAAACAACAGAGAGAGCACUGGCACAUUGUAAUUCAACAGAAGUUUUAAUUGUGGGUGGUGUCGGAUGUAAUUUAAGGCUUCAAGAAAUGAUGGGUGUAAUGUGCAAAGAACGAGGUGCGACUCUUUUUGCCACAGACGAACGAUUUUGCAUCGAUAAUGGAAUAAUGAUUGCUCAUGCAGGAGCUGAAAUGUUCAAAGCAGGCACCCGAAUGAAAUGGGAAGAUAGUUUUAUAACCCAAAGGUAUAGAACAGAUGAGGUGGAAACAAAUUGGCGGGAUGAUUAAGAUUGUUAAUAAACGUUUUUAUCUUUGAA
This is a messenger RNA of Aethina tumida (small hive beetle), 1071 nucleotides long. RefSeq names its product tRNA N6-adenosine threonylcarbamoyltransferase (gene Tcs3). The record is from RefSeq and is a predicted model, not a curated record. Gene Ontology annotation, biological process: tRNA threonylcarbamoyladenosine modification. Gene Ontology annotation, cellular component: cytoplasm; EKC/KEOPS complex. Lineage: Eukaryota; Metazoa; Arthropoda; Insecta; Coleoptera; Nitidulidae. Bases 35 to 1042 code for a protein of 335 amino acids. The transcript is spliced from 2 exons.